Notolabrus celidotus (New Zealand spotty) is the source of this 3555-nucleotide messenger RNA. Its product is annotated as calmin-like. Gene Ontology annotation, biological process: nuclear migration. Lineage: Eukaryota; Metazoa; Chordata; Actinopteri; Labriformes; Labridae. Bases 427 to 2886 code for a protein of 819 amino acids. Gene Ontology annotation, cellular component: meiotic nuclear membrane microtubule tethering complex; cytoplasm; nuclear outer membrane. Gene Ontology annotation, molecular function: actin filament binding. The record is from RefSeq and is a predicted model, not a curated record. The transcript is spliced from 10 exons.
GUUUAAGCAUGAGUAUUCACUCCCUGAGUCUGAGCUGAGCAUGUUUCUGUCAGUGAAGCACUCUGCUAUGAUACAAUGAUUUAUGACAAGGCUCUGAUGGACAACCACACAACCUGUAACUAACCCAGCUGAUUCCUUCAUUUUCACAGUCGAGAACUUUACACUAAAGCUUCCAGAGAAAAGAUUUAUGAACCGCAGCCUGCCAAUAGGAUUCAGGUUGGGUUGUCUCAGGGGAGUGGAAUACAGAGUUGAUCAACAUCUUGGAAGGAGGUUUCAGCAUGUUCAGGCAGGACACGCAGCCUCACUCUGCCUUUACUUCAUUCUGUGAGGCAACCUCUGAUCACCUCCAAUAGCUAGAAGUGCCUGUCACGGAGAAUAGUUCUUCUGUCUUAUCCUGUCGAUGGAUCACUGGUGGGCUGACGCUGAAUGAGAAUGCAGGACAAGUCCAAUGGGGAUUCUCAAGAGAGGCCAGAGGUGGAGGUCAGCGAUGACCAAGUUAAGCAACCUAAAGCAGGUAGCAGGAAAGCAGUCCGGCGGAGAGCCUUCACCAGAUGGAUAAAUGCUUUGCUGGAUAGCUGUGAUCCACCAGUCGAAGUGCACGACCUGUUCAAUGACAUUCAGGAUGGCAGACUGCUGAUGGCUUUGCUGGAGGAGCUCUCUGGUUACAAACUGCUCUACAGGUUCAGGUCAUCCUCUAACCGCAUCUUCAGACUGAACAAUAUUUCCAAAGCCCUGGCAUUCCUGGAUGAUAGACAUGUGAAGCUGCUUGGCAUAGAUGCCUCCAGUGUUGCUGAUGGCGUUCCUUCAGUUGUUCUGAACCUUAUCUGGAACAUCAUCCUGCAUUUCCAGGUAAAGGAGGUCACAGGAGGCCUCCAGAAGCAUUCGUCUUCUAGCCUCUCUUCCUUAUCAAUGAGUCCCUCCUCCUCUAGCGACCUCGUGCCCCAGCUGAAUGACUUAAACAGCCACUCUUGCAGCACCCUGCACAGUGAAGGCAGAAUGGCCUCCAGAAAGCCAAAGUAUCAUGGGAAAGCAAUCAAGACGCUCCUGCAGUGGGUCCAAGGAUGCACGUUAAAGUUUGGAGUGGAGGUGCGUGACUUUGGGAAAAGCUGGAGGAGUGGGCUGGCAUUCCUGGCUGUGAUUAAGUCGAUCAACCCAGCCUUGGUUGACCUGAGGGAGAGCCUGGCUCGAGAGCCAAGAGAAAAUGUUCAAUUGGCUUUCAAUAUAGCUCAUCACAGUCUGGAUAUACCACCCCUGCUGGAGCCUGAUGAUGUGAUGUGUUCCUCACCCGAUGAGAAGUCCAUCAUCACAUAUGUAUCUUUGUUCCUGGAGCAUUUUGCAGGUGUAGAAGAGGGUCAAAAGGAAGAUACUGAAGUUGAAGGGAUACCAAGUUUUGGAUCACUUGAGUCAGUCACUUUGGGAGACAUCCCUGCCGAUGAGUCAGAAGCCAAAGCUUUGCUCAAAGGCUUUGAGAGGAGCAGUGAGCAGAGACUGUGGAGACGCUGGACCAGAAGGCACCCAGGGAGCUCUCGUACCACCUCGCUUCAUUCAAGUGGAGCAGUUCCCUCUGACCUCUCCUCCAGCUGUGGUGACAUCUUUUCAGCUUGUCGGAGCCAAGGUGUCACUGAACAGCAAACAGGCAGUCCUACAACCUCGACAUACACCAAAAAGAGACGCAAAAGUGUUUUAAAGCCACCCAGUCCACUGGAUGCAGGCAUAGCCAGCCCAGAGAUCCGUUCAUGGAUGGAGAAAGCUUCCACAGGUCAGAGUUACAGCAAGCCAAGAGUGGAUGAAAGUCGCUUUUCUUUGAGCUCUGAAGAAGGGAUCUACAAUUUGUCAGCACUGGACUCAGAUGAAGAGGAGGCCUACAACUACAUCCUGCAGCUGAAUAAAGAAGAUGGUCAGCCUCAGACGAAAAGGCAAGUACCAAGAGUUGAAGAGGAAACUGCAGAAGAAAUGUUCCUGAAUGGACAGCAGGCCGAAGAGUCAAACCUUAUGGAGGUACGUGACAAUCUAACAGGCAGUGGAUGCAAACAUCAAGAAGGCUCUCCCACACAAAAUGUUGAGGUGGUAGUAAGGGUCGAGUCAUCGGUUCAGCAGGAAUGUAGUAGAGACAAAUUCGAGAGCAGUCCAAAAGAGAUGGUGAACAACGGAGCAGUGUUUGACAUGGAACCAGAGGACAAAAGCACAUACAGAGAGGGCCACUCAGAGGACAGAGUUGUUAGGGCACAAAGUAAUGAUGAUGCAGGUUAUCUUUAUGAGGUCAAGAGGGAAAGUGACAGGAGGGAGGGAAGGGAAGAAGACGAAGAACAUUUGAGACUAUUUAAGGAUAGGCAUCACAGGAGGUUAGGGACAGAAAAAGAGAAAGCUGAUGCAAAGGAGGAAGAGACAAGAAACCAGCCAAACAUUCUGAAUGUAGAAGGAUUCAAAGUAGAAGUAAAUCUAAAAAUCAUUGUUGACAAGCCUGAGUGUGAAGGAAGAGAAGCUGGUGCAAUUAGAAUGAACACAGAUGCUAAAGAGAACGGCAGCAAAGACAACACCUCCAGAGUGGAAGACUUACCUUCUAAUGAUGAAGACAAGGAUUCGAUGGAGACGGGAGAUGAGAAAGACUGGGAACCUCAAAUUAAGAGACGAACACUGAGGGAAACAACAAUUGACCGUCCUGGUAAAGCUACCCACAAAAAUGACACUAACGGAGGCGUGAAGGUCCAUGGUGAUGAAUAUAGUUGUACUUGUGCUGGCAGUGCAACUUCUCAGUCAUUCAGAAGAGGAGGAUUUAUUCCUCAAUCUUUAGCGGCCUCUUGUGGUAUAACCCCAUUAGAGCUGAAAAUGCUCUUGGUGCUGUGGAUCUUGAUCUACUGCUGCUUCAUCCUGCAAUUCAACCUCUGAGUCUCCCAGCAGUCCACCAUUCAUGCUGAGAUAUGCUUAUCGGUCCUGUUUCCACUACUGUGCCCAACAGGGAGGCUUAGGACUGAAUCUUUAUCUGUGUCCCUUAAUUUCCCCAAGGAAACAUUUACUCAUUUUUUUCUCACUGCCAGCAGACAUAAGUUAUCAUUUGGUCUCUAGUUUCAAACACAUUGUCCAGUCAGAGCCAUUAUGACUGCUCAUUUUUCCUAUGAUUCACAAAUUAUUAGACAUGUGUUGUGUGUUGUUUUACUUAAUUUAUAUCCAAAAUGCUCUGUUUUUCAGUCUCAGUUGGUGUUAUCAACCACAUGGUGGCAUUGCAGCAUCACAACAGCAGAUGUCUCACACGACAGAGUGGUUUUACAACAUUGUGUUUACUGCUGAGAAUCCCGUAUGACCUGCUGUUUAAUUAGAUGCUGUAUUGACAUGGUGAGAUUAAUCUCACAGUAUUUAAUGAGCACUUUGACAUUUGGCAAUCUCUCUAUGUGUCUCUGAUGGCUUCAACUGUAAACAGUUUCAUUGUUUUUAUCUCAUAAUGUAUUAUAGUUAAAGCUUGUCACUCUUUGGACAUUUCUGUGAGAUAUAAAUUGUAAAGCAUACUGUGUCAUGUGUGUUACGUUUGUUCCCACAGGAUAGACCCAGGGAUAUAAAAAC